AUGGCCAAAUCCAAUCUGGAUCUGAUCAAGGAAUGCGAUAACUUCCCCUACUACGAGGACGACCGUGCCGCCUACACCGAGAAUCUCAACAACUACCAUGCAUUCCGCGUCUCUGGAUAUGAUGCUACCCUGGGAUAUAUAAUUAAAUCGGUCGUUGACCAAUUUCCUUGGCCGCAAGAAUACUGGAAGAUCGACUCUCAAGCAAAGACCGUCACUCUCAUCACUCCCGCUGGAGCGGACCCCGCACUCCGCAGUAAGCUGAUCGCAGAGACCAUUGAAGAAGCAGUCAAGCAAGAAACGUUUGAGGUGCUCAAGGGAUGGCGCAAUGAAAGAUAUCCGGUCUUUGCACCUGGUGGUGAGUACAUCUUCGAGAUCGAGCGGAGUGCGGCGUGUCUGUUUGGUGUUGUCACCUACGGAGCCCAUAUGACCGGAUAUGUCGAGGAUCCGGCCGGCGUGAAGCUGUGGAUUCCUCGACGGGCCAAGAACAAGCAAACAUAUCCAAGUAUGCUUGAUAACACCGUUGCGGGUGGCAUGUGCACCGGUGAAAAGCCAUUCGAGUGUAUCGUCCGCGAAGCAAUGGAGGAAGCCUCUCUACCGGAAUCCGUGGUACGUGCCUCUAUCCUUGCACGAGGAUGCGUCACCUACACGCAUGUUCGCGAUCCACGUGCUGGGGGGGAGACAGGUCUUCUUCAGCCGGAAGUGGAGUACGUCUAUGAUCUGAAGCUCGACCCGUCCGUGAUCCCGAAGCCCGGAGAUAGCGAGGUCGAGGAGUUCAAGCUGCUCUCGGUCUCGGAAACUCAAGAUGCGCUGUCGCGGGGUGAGUUCAAGCCUAACUGCGCGAUCAUUCUGGUUGAUUUCUUCAUUCGUCACGGCAUUCUGACAGCGGAGAACGAGCCGGAUUAUCUGGAUAUUGUGGCCCGGCUGCAUCGCCGUCUGGAAUAUCCAACUGCAUCGCACUGCGUGCGGUAA
Penicillium waksmanii is the source of this 969-nucleotide messenger RNA. RefSeq names its product thiamine pyrophosphokinase-related protein. NCBI's taxonomy places the organism in Eukaryota, Fungi, Ascomycota, Eurotiomycetes, Eurotiales, Aspergillaceae. The transcript has 2 exons. The record is from RefSeq and is a predicted model, not a curated record. Gene Ontology annotation, molecular function: 8-oxo-dGDP phosphatase activity. The coding region runs from base 1 to 969 and encodes 322 amino acids.